AGAGAGAGAGAGAGAGAGAGAGAGAGAAAUAUUUUGAACCUCAGAGACCGACAUAGACACUAGAGGUUCCGCACGAGGCCUGGAGGGGCCACGCCGCCUAUCAUCGCCUCCUGACUGUGCUAGCUCUUCAAUGCCCUGAAGGUCUGGGGCUGCAGAGGACCGCGGGCACCGAGUGUCUCGCUAACUGGGCCAGGCAGUGACGCGGGACGGUGGCCCUCCCACUCCAAGGGCACUGACACCAGGGCACCCUCGCGGGUCCCUGCAUCCGACAGCUCCGGUGCUGUAGGCUCCACACGCUCCACGAUGACUCCCUGCCGGGCAGUGGCCGGGCUGUUACUGCUGGCGGCAACCGGCCUGGGACACCAGGAGGAGGGACCGGAGCUCGCCUUCAGUGAGGACGUGUUGAGCGUGUUCGGCGCCAACCGGAGCCUGUCCGCCAAGCAGUUGGGGCUCCUACUGGAGCGUCUGGGGGUUGCAUCCCACCAGGGAGCUCUGGAUCUAGGACAGCUGCACUUUAACCAGUGUUUGUCCGCAGAAGACAUCUUUUCUCUUCACGGCUUCUCAAAUGCUACGCAGAUAACCAGCUCGAACUUCUCUGCCAUCUGCCCUGCGAUCUUACAGCAGCUGAACUUUCAUCCCUGCGAGGAUCAGGAGAAGCACAAUGCCAAGCCGAGUCUUUCCGAAGUCUGGAUCUACGGAAUCCUGUCGGUGACAAUUAUUAAUUUGGCAUCUCUCCUGGGAUUGAUUUUAACCCCGUUGAUAAAGAAGUCAUACUUCCCCAAGAUUCUAACUUAUUUCGUGGGGUUGGCUAUUGGGACCCUUUUCUCAAAUGCCAUUUUCCAGCUUAUUCCAGAGGCAUUUGGAUUUAAUCCCAAAAUUGACAAUUAUGUGGAGAAGGCGGUUGCUGUGUUUGGUGGAUUUUACAUGCUUUUCUUUGUUGAAAGAACACUUAAGAUGCUACUGAAAACAUACGGACAGAAUGAUCACACCCACUUCGGGAAUGAUGACUUCGGUUCUAAAGAAAAAGCCCAUCAGCCCAAAACGUUACCGUUACCUGCAAUCAAUGGUGUGACAUGCUAUGCCAACCCUGCUGUCACAGAGCCUAAUGGACACAUCCACUUUGACACCGUCAGUGUGUUGUCUCUCCAGGAUGGAAAAACUGAGUCAAGUUCAUGCACCUGUUUGAAGGGACCCAAACUGUCAGAGAUAGGAACAAUUGCCUGGAUGAUCACGCUCUGUGAUGCCCUCCACAAUUUCAUCGACGGCUUGGCGAUCGGGGCAUCCUGUACCUUGUCUCUUCUUCAGGGACUCAGUACUUCCAUAGCGAUCCUGUGUGAGGAAUUUCCUCACGAGUUAGGGGACUUUGUGAUCUUGCUCAAUGCUGGGAUGAGCACUCGGCAAGCCUUGCUCUUCAACUUCCUUUCAGCAUGCUCCUGCUAUGUUGGGCUAGCUUUUGGCAUUCUGGUGGGCAACAAUUUUGCUCCAAAUAUUAUAUUUGCACUCGCCGGAGGCAUGUUCCUCUACAUUUCUCUGGCAGAUAUGUUUCCAGAGAUGAACGACAUGCUGAGAGAAAAAGUAACUGGAAGGAAAAAAGAUUUCACCUUCUUCAUGAUCCAGAACGCUGGGAUGUUAACCGGAUUCACCGCCAUCCUGCUCAUCACCUUGUAUGCAGGGGAAAUCGAGUUGCAGUAGCCAGAAGUGGAGCACAGUGCUAAGGAAGGAAGGCAUUUAACAAGCAAUAACACAAAACAUCUCCAAAGGGAUUUUUUUUUAAAUUUUUUUUUUUUUCGAGAAAGGGUUUCUCUGUGGUUUUGGUUCCUGUCCUGGAACUAGCUCUGUAGACCAGGCUGGUCUCGAACUCACAGAGAUCCGCCUGCCUCUGCCUCCCGAGUGCUGGGAUUAAAGGCGUGCGCCACCAUUGCCCGGCGGGAUUUUUUUUUUUUUUAAAUGCGUAUCCUAUUUAGUUAAAAGAGGAUUUUAUUCUCAACUUGAGUCUAAGGAAUCUAGUGACUGGUUCAGACAUGUAAAAGAGCUGACAUUUGUUGUUAAAAACAUUCCUUGAAAAGUUUUUGGUUUCAGUCUGACAUGGCUGGUGGAUGGAGGCCUUUGGUAAAUACCUGGUUUUCAAUGCUUUAUGCAUAUUAGAAAAUUAUCAUGAGGCUAAAGAAUCUAUAAGCAGACACACAGACCCAGAGAAUAACCAUCUAGGUCACGUAAGGUUUUAAAACUUGGUUGGAUAAAAACUUCAAGUGUUUUCAGGGUAGUUGAUUUCAAUUAAUGUUUUGGGAUGCUUUCAAGGGCAGGUGCAUCGGAUGUGGGAGAAGAUCAAAACAGCUCCUGUCCACCCACGAAUGAUUCCAGAGCUGUAAUGAUCCCCGGAAAGAAAGAUUGCUCACGGUGUUUGUUCACUUUCAUGUCUCAAUCAGCGACUUGUACGAUUGUUUUGAAAGCUGUUCCAAAGUAACAUGAAUUAGGAAAUAUGAAAGGCGUUGGGCUUAGGGGUUUGUCUUUGAGUGUAAGCUCGACCAGACUCUGCACAAAGAUCAGAAUGGCUUCGCAAUGACUUCCAUUGCGGUUCCAACCCUCAGAAAUGGCAGAGGGCUAAGCAGGACUGGUCUGAACUCAUCAUCUUCCCGGAUUGCUUUGUGAUGGUGAAGAAUAUGUUGGGUGGCAGAAAGAUAUCGAAUGUAAUUUUGAGCAAUUUACUUUUUAGAGAUAAGCAUGAUUAUUUAGCAGGGAGAAUUUCAGUAAAUGUAAAAUAACAGCUGUGCUGUGCUGUGUCAGAGACUGACUGACGACAGAAGCGUGUGCUCAUUAGGAGUGAUGGACAGCAGUUGGAAACGUCUUCUUUUAUGUUCAGCGUGUUUUUUUCCAUAUGGUACACCUUUGGAAAAAGCUCAGCAUACUGUCGUUAUUUUUCUACCUUUUGAAAGGGACAGAGUUUGUUGAGUUUUUGACCAUUAGUCUGAAUUGAGCAUCCUAAUCUCAAUCCACACUCCCAAGUAACUUGAAAAACAGAUGAUUUAACAGUGAUGAAAAUUAUUAAUAAAAACCAACAGUUAUCUCAGGAAUUAUGUUUUCCUACAGGCCAAAACAAUGCAAAUUGGAUAACCAUUUAACAUGUAUGUUUAUGUAUAUUCACCCUGUGUCUGGCAAUUGAAAAGUGUCAUUUGACCAAACAGUAAACAACUUUGAAGCCAUGUAUUGUGUCACCUGUUUUUCUUUCAUUAUGUCUUUGUUUUGAUUGGCUACCAUGUU
Molecule: messenger RNA, 3258 nt
Organism: Microtus ochrogaster (prairie vole)
Lineage: Eukaryota; Metazoa; Chordata; Mammalia; Rodentia; Cricetidae
Gene: Slc39a8
Product: solute carrier family 39 member 8
Biological process (GO): zinc ion import across plasma membrane; intracellular monoatomic cation homeostasis
Cellular component (GO): plasma membrane
Molecular function (GO): monoatomic cation:bicarbonate symporter activity; zinc ion transmembrane transporter activity
Source: RefSeq, a predicted model, not a curated record